GGACAGGAAUCGGGCCAUGAAAAAUACUUCGGGGACCCGGGAGCCCCGGACCCGUCCGAGAGAAAGAGACCCCGACCGGCGUCCGCACCCGGACCGAGACCGCCACGUCGAGCGGCCGCGGGACCGAGGCGGGGACAGGCACAGGGAGAGGAAUGGUGACGCGAGAGGAAACGGGGACCGUCGAGCGGACCGGGAACAGAGAACGGACCGAGACCCGCGCCAGGACAGACACAGGGACGCGGACCAUCGCGCAGCCGGACAAAGAGCCUUGGAGAAGUCCCGCCAAAGCCGUGCGCGGCCGGAGCCCUGGGGACCCAGUUGGAACGCAGCCCCUACUCCGGGACCCGCACCCUGGGGAGGCCCAGAGCUGUCCCAGAAGCAAGGCCUCGGGCGCCGCGGGUUGGAGAGUGAACUGGCUUCAGAAAGAUAUGUGUCCACAUACUCCAGGCCUGCUCUACAGGAAGAGGAAUAUUACCAGUCGGAAGCUGAGGGGCUCCUGGAAUGCCACAAAUGCAGAUACUUGUGCACAGGGAGAGCCUGCUGCCAGCUGCUGGAGGCCCUGCUGAACUUGCUGAUCUUGGCCUGCAGCUCUGUCUCUUACAAUUCCACGGGGGGCUACACAGGCAUCACCAGCCUGGGGGGCAUUUACUACUACCAGUACGGAGGGGCUUAUAGUGGCUUCAAUGGAGCUGACGGGGAGAAAGCCCAACAACUGGAUGUCCAGUUCUACCAACUCAAGCUGCCCACGGUCACUGCAGCAAUGGCCUACAGCGGAGCCCUCAUGACCUUCUCCUGUCUCACCCUCCUCGGGGGUGCCCUGCGGGUCCCGUGGCACUGUCCACUGUGGCUGGUGAUCGAGGGCUUACUGGACAUGCUCAUCGCUGGGGCCUAUGUCCCAGCCUUGUACUUCCUCUUCCAACACCUCUCAGCUGCCUAUAGCUCAGAUGUGUGCAAGGAGAGGGAGGCCCUGUACCAAAGCAAAGGUUACAGUGGCUUCAACUGUAGUAUGCAUGGGGGAGACAUAGGUGCAGGAGUCUUUGCAGCCAUGGGCAUUGGGGCCUUUGCUGUGGGAGCUGUCCUGGCCUUUAGGGGUUACCGAAAAGUCAAGAAGCUAAAGGAGAAGCCCAUAGAAAUGCUUGAGUUUUAGACUUCUAGAAUGUUCUGCCACAUAUACGUGAUAGACAUCACUUUCAACCACAGUCCUUUGCAAGAAUUCUUCAAUGUGGAACUCACUAGUGCUUCCAAAAUACCAAGCCAGUGUGGGUAUGCCGGGCUUAGCUCCUGGUUGCCUGGAGCAGUAUUGUCUGAGACAACAAACUCUGGUUUCUGCCAUCUUCUGUAGAUGUGGAACAAAUAAAGAGUAUAUCAAACCCCCCAAACACUGGAGCCAGGCUUGGUGGUACAGAGUUGGGGUUCGAUAAUCCUAGCAUGUGUAAGGCUGAGGCAGGAGACUCUUGAGUUCAAGACUAGCAUGGACUGCAUAGCCAAGAUCCCGUCUCCAAAGCAGAUAAUCAGUAACCGUGAAGGAGUUCGUAGAGGCUGGGACCCACAGGAGAAAGGCAAAGCGUACUUCCUGAUCAGGGCAGGAACAAUCGCAUUGGAAACCUGAGAGAUCACAAAAAGCAACAUCAACAGAAGAUAGUUCAGUCUGAGCUAUCCUAAACUCAGCCCUCUUCAGCAGACGCACAGGGCAUCUCCACACUGAGUAUCUAGGCCCUGCACCUCUCUAACUCUGUGGAUUCUGGGGGAUACUUGAGUGUGUGGGGUAAAAAAAAAAAAAAAAGGAGAAUCAGAUUAAACUCACUGGGCUGCAAAGAAACCGUUCUACUGGCCCCUCACAGGGGCCCCAAGCGCUCAAUAAGCAUUUGUACGUCCUGUAAAUGUGCCAUUGUAUGAAGAAUCCAACCCCACAGCUGGUAUUCAGGAUCUACUCAAAAGAAAAGAAUGUAAAGUCUUUUUCCCAACAGAAGAAUGUUACUGUUGGCCAGACAACUUCAUGGACUAGACUACGUGUUGAAUUAUGGCUUGGGACCAUUACAGUAUAUUCCAGUACAAGUGAAUAUGGUCUUCGCUUGAUGCAGAUCCAAGCAUUCCAAAGAAACAUUUUAAUUUGGAGGCAGAGGUCUUCUUUAUGUUCACGAUUACUUUAUUCACUUAAAUGCCAUCGAUUGAUUUGGAAGACUUCGGCAUUGGGGACAGAACUGCAUACCCCUGUCGUACAUGGUUAGAAAUUCUCUUGAACGCUGUGAGAAGUUUUGGUCACAGUGAGAGAAAAUGGGGGGUGGGGGGAGUGGAUAUUUUUCAUUCUAUAGAUACCUGAACUGCACAUAUUCA
Molecule: messenger RNA, 2334 nt
Organism: Arvicanthis niloticus (Nile rat)
Lineage: Eukaryota; Metazoa; Chordata; Mammalia; Rodentia; Muridae
Gene: Marveld3
Product: MARVEL domain containing 3
Biological process (GO): myelination
Cellular component (GO): membrane
Molecular function (GO): structural constituent of myelin sheath
Source: RefSeq, a predicted model, not a curated record